Molecule: messenger RNA, 804 nt
Organism: Linum tenue
Lineage: Eukaryota; Viridiplantae; Streptophyta; Magnoliopsida; Malpighiales; Linaceae
Source: the annotation of a GenBank genome assembly
GCCAUUCGCCACACACACCCAUCGCCAACCCUACCCUGCAGGCUGCAGCGCAAUCAGAGACUCCCCCGUCGCCGACGAACUCAUAUGCUCGUUCAAGAUCGAAGCUUCCCCCGUCGGGGGUCGACGCAGGCGCAUUUGGCAGGUAGCCCUUUGAAGCUUCAACAAAGGAGACGCCACCCCUUCGCAGUUCGCACUUCGCCAUGGAAUCCCAGGAAAGUGAGGCACCAUCGGCUUCUCGCUAUUCCUAUUUCCACUGUUGUUUUUGAGUCGGCAUUCAGCACAGGAGGUCGAGUUUUAGAUUCGUUUAGGACCUCCUUAUCCCCUGAAGUUGUGGAGGCUUUGAUUUGUUGUGAAGAUUGGAUAAGAUCUUCAGACUCCGAGUUGGUGGCUGAUGGAGAAGAUGAGAGUGAUGAAGUGGUAUUUCAAAAUGUAUAUGCAGCUUUUCAAGCUCGGAGUGCAAGUGCACCUGCAGGACCUAGUGGAAGCUCUCCUGCUACCCAUGUUUUGAUCCCGAGUCCUACUAUGUCACAAGUGGAAGAAGACUAUGUCAACGACAAUUCUGAUGAGAAUGAUGAGACUUAUGUGGAUGUAGAGCCUGAUGAGGAGUGAUAAUAGUAGUAGUGUUUAUCUUGUAUGGUGGAUGAACUUUGAUUUUACUUGGAUGUUAUCAUUUGAGAAUUGUAAAACUAAUGUGUUUAAUUACGAGUUGAAGAUAAUCUCAUCUAUGAUUGUCGGUAUUUUAUGUUGAACAAAAUUAUUUAUAAUUUUGUGCCAAACACUAAACAUUUUUUUGCAUAUGAUAGU